Messenger RNA from Penicillium maclennaniae, 1404 nucleotides. Its product is annotated as glycine decarboxylase subunit T. Gene Ontology annotation, molecular function: protein binding; aminomethyltransferase activity. The transcript is spliced from 3 exons. Gene Ontology annotation, cellular component: mitochondrion. NCBI's taxonomy places the organism in Eukaryota, Fungi, Ascomycota, Eurotiomycetes, Eurotiales, Aspergillaceae. The record is from RefSeq and is a predicted model, not a curated record. Bases 1 to 1404 code for a protein of 467 amino acids. Gene Ontology annotation, biological process: glycine catabolic process.
AUGGCUAGCGCUCGUACUUUCCGGAAGGGCGUUGACCUUGUCGCUGCUAGGGCGUCCGCCUUGCACCCCCCCCCCGCGCUUCUAUCGGCUCCACACUGCUGCGGCGGGAGCUCUCCUCCGCCACUCACUGCGCGUGCUGCUGUUCCCCAGAUCAAGACACAGGCUGUUCGCCAUGUCUCGAGCUCCAAUGAGUCCCUGGCUAAGACUCAGUUGUAUGACUUGCACCAGGCGCACGGCGCCAAGAUGGUGCCGUUUGCCGGGUACUCGAUGCCACUGCAGUAUGCCGACCUGAGCCAUGUGGAAAGCCAUAUGUGGACUCGUGAGAAGGCCAGUCUGUUCGACGUGAGCCACAUGGUGCAGCACCACCUGAGCGGGCCCGGCGCCAUGAACCUGCUGAUGAAGGUCACACCCUCGUCGUUGGACAAGCUUGCCCCCAACACAUCCACCCUUUCUUGUCUUCUGGAAGUCGGUACUGGGGGUAUUGUCGACGACACCGUCAUCACCCGUCGCGGCGAAGACAGCUUUUACUUCGUGACCAACGCUGGCCGCCGCACCGAGGACUUGGCCUUCCUGCAGGCCGAGAUUGAGGCAUACCGCGCCGAGCAUGGCGCCGACAGCAUCAAGUGGGACAUUCUCGAAGAUCGCGCGCUGGUUGCACUCCAAGGCCCCAAGGCUGCGUCUGUCCUGCAGCCUCUCAUCAACGCCUCCUCAACCGCCUCCACCGACUUGAGCACCCUCUACUUCGGCAACUGCCGCGAGCUUUACCUUACUCUCCCCGACGGCACCGCUACCCCUCACCCUCUCCUCAUCUCCCGGACUGGCUACACUGGCGAAGACGGCUUCGAGAUCUCCAUCCCGACCUCCGGCGCCCCCAACCUCCCUGAGCAAGUCGUCAACCUCUUCCUGAACAACAACGACGUCCGUCUUGCCGGUCUCGCGGCCCGUGACUCCCUCCGUCUCGAAGCCGGCAUGUGUCUCUACGGACACGACAUCUCUACUGCUCAGACUCCCCCCGACGCAGCCCUAGGCUGGGUCGUUGGCCGUGAUCGCCGCGAUCCCGCAACCGCUACUUUCAACGGCGCCUCUACCAUUCUCUCCCAGCUCGCCAGCCCCAAGACCCUGGCCCAGCGCCGCGUUGGUCUCUCCGUUGAGAAGGGCCCGCCUGCCCGCGAAGGCGCCAUCGUCGUCGACCUCUCCGACCCGGCUAAGCCCGUCCAGGUUGGUGUCGUCACCUCUGGUCUUCCUAGUCCUUCCCUUGGCGGUCAGAACAUCGCCAUGGCGUAUGUGAAGAACGGUCUGCACAAGAAGGGCACUGAGCUCGGUGUGCAGGUGCGCAAGAAGGUUCUCAAGGCUACUGUUGUUGGUAUGCCCUGGAUUGAGAGCAAGUUCCACCGUCCUUCUUAA